This is a messenger RNA of Boleophthalmus pectinirostris (great blue-spotted mudskipper), 1083 nucleotides long. RefSeq names its product trace amine-associated receptor 13c-like. Bases 1 to 1083 code for a protein of 360 amino acids. NCBI's taxonomy places the organism in Eukaryota, Metazoa, Chordata, Actinopteri, Gobiiformes, Gobiidae. The record is from RefSeq and is a predicted model, not a curated record. Gene Ontology annotation, biological process: G protein-coupled receptor signaling pathway. Gene Ontology annotation, molecular function: trace-amine receptor activity. Gene Ontology annotation, cellular component: membrane. The transcript is spliced from 3 exons.
AUGCUCGUCACCGCGCGCUUCCACCUGCAGUGUCAGAGCAUCGGACUCUCCUCCGCCUCUCCUCUGUAUCUCACCAUGUUGGGCGCCCUGGACCAAAAAGAAGAGGUCUUCUGCUACCCUCACCUGAACUACUCGUGCAGGAAGCCCACUCACCCGUAUGUGCAGGCCAUGAUCAAAUAUGUGCUACUGUCGUGUAUCUCUGUCAUCACUGUGGCUCUCAACCUGCUUGUCAUCAUCUCCAUCGCUCAUUUCAGGCAGCUCCACACUCGCACUAACCUCCUCCUCCUCUCCCUGGCUGUCUCCGACCUCUUAGUGGGCCUGAUCUUGAUGCCUGUUGAAAUCAUUUACAUUGAAAGUUGCUGGAAUCUUGGCGACAUGGUUUGCAGCACCUACUACCUUAUUGAAUAUAUCAUCAAAUCUGUAUCAGUAGCCAACAUGGUGCUUAUAUCUUUUGAUCGAUACAUCGCCAUAUGUUACCCUUUAAACUACUACACCGAAGUGACCACGGAAAAGACAAAGUUGUGUGUUUUACUGUGUUGGUCUCUAUCUAUCCUUUACAGAAUAGUGGUAAUGCAUGAUCCGUUAGAACAUCCUGGUAUGUCCAACUCUUGUGCUGGUGAAUGUGUGGUUAUUAUUAAUAACAUAUCUGGUGCAAUUGAUCUUGUAUGCACUUUUAUCAUUCCUAUCCUCAUCAUCAUCAUCUUAUAUUUGAGGGUUUUUGUGGUGGCUGUGUCGCAAGCCCGUGCACUGCGUUCCCACAUUUCAUCUGUAACCAUGCCACAGUUGGGAAAUGUGACAGCAAAGAUGAAGGAACUUAAAGCGGCCAGAACUUUAGGUAUAGUUGUGGUUGUUUUUUUGUGUUGUUUCUGUCCCUACUAUGUUCCCAGUCUGGUGGGUAAGGAUACUGCAGUGGACGCCUCCUCAGUUGACGUGGAGAUUUGGUUGGUUCAUUUUAGUUCAUGUCUCAACCCUGUUAUCUAUGCAUUUUUCUAUCCAUGGUUUAGAAAGUCAAUCAAACUCAUUCUGACAAUGCAGAUAUUAAAGCCUGGAUCCAGAGACUGGAAAGUAGCAGACAAUAUGUGA